CCGCCGCCGCCCGCCCACUAGAGCUUCCCCUCUGCCUUCAAACGCCGGUGUCGCGCUGUGGUGAAAGGUGCAGCCGCUCCCAGCAUGGCUCUACUGUGCCGGCGCCUUGCGUGCCUGCUGCUGCUCUGCGGCUGCCUCUGUCCUGCCGCUCUCGCCGGUCUUUACUUCAGGGAAGGGCAGCACUGCUACAAGCCGGCCCCGCGCAAGGCCCCCGGACUGAGGACCUACCCCCGCCCGCACGAGUACCUGGAUGUGUCUGCGCUGCCCCAGAGCUGGGACUGGCGGAACGUGAACGGCAUCAACUACGCCAGCACCACUCGAAACCAGCACAUCCCGCAGUACUGCGGGUCCUGUUGGGCGCACGGCAGCACCAGCGCCUUGGCAGAUCGAAUCAACAUAAAGAGGAAAGGUGCAUGGCCUUCUGCUUAUCUCUCUGUUCAGAACGUCAUUGACUGUGCUGAUGCAGGAUCCUGUGAGGGUGGAGACCACUCAGGUGUUUGGACGUAUGCCCAUGACCAUGGCAUCCCAGAUGAGACCUGCAACAACUACCAAGCUAAGGAUCAAAAGUGUAAGAAGUUUAACCAGUGUGGAACUUGUGUUACUUUUGGAGAAUGCCACGUGAUAAAGAACUACACUCUCUGGAAAGUUGCUGACUAUGGGUCUGUCAGUGGAAGAGAAAAAAUGAUGGCAGAAAUUUAUACUAAUGGACCAAUUAGCUGUGGCAUAAUGGCUACUGAAAAGUUGGAUGCUUACACUGGAGGACUUUACACAGAGUACAACCCUUCACCUGUGGUCAAUCACAUUGUAUCUGUGGCUGGCUGGGGUGUAGAAAAUGGCACAGAAUACUGGAUUGUUCGUAACUCAUGGGGUGAACCCUGGGGUGAAAGAGGGUGGCUGAGAAUUGUGACAAGUGCAUAUAAAGGUGGAAAAGGAGCUGACUACAAUCUUGCUAUUGAAGAAGACUGUGCCUAUGGAGAUCCUAUACUUCCUUGAGUCUGUAUUGUACAACUACAUCUUUAUGUUAGGAACUACUUGGUUUGGAACCUUCCCAACACAACCUUUUUCUGUUUAAGAAAUAGUAUUCUAAAAUGCUUUCAUGGUUCAACACUAUCAGGCAGCUCAGCAAAAGUAGCUCAGAGUAACACACACUGCCUUCACAGUAAAUACAGAGCUGCCUGUAGAUAUAUUACCUUUAAGUUGUAAAUAAUUACCAAUAAAAAAAGUUGUCUGCCUGGAUGCAUACAUACUGACUUAAAACACAAAACCUGUUUAUAUUAAAUCUAUUUUUAAAUCACAAUUUCUGUAGACUGACAAAAAACAAGACAGUAUACUCAAUAUUGAGUUUUCUGACCGUACUGAGCAACUCUCUCAACAUGAUGUAAAUGGAAAAAACAAAGCUAAAUGUGGACAUAAAUUCAAAAACUUAAUCUGCUGUUGUUUCAUUGGCCUCCUAGUGAAACAAUGCUAUUAGAAGUAUCACGUAACACGGUUGUUUUUAAUUCAGCAGGAAUUGCUUUGAUCAAAACACAAAGUUUAGACACACUUUAGGUAUUUAAUUACUUGUCUCUGCUCAAAUUCCUUGUUUUAAUAUGUAGAUGGCUGUGCCAUUUUUAAAGGGACAAAGUCUAAAUUGCCACAAAACACAGCCACUUGCUAAGUGGCAAAUCAGUGCCAUAUCGAAUGUUAUUAAACUGGCAUUGUUAAUUGCAUUUAAUAAAUGAACUUUUACAUGA
Molecule: messenger RNA, 1733 nt
Organism: Pogoniulus pusillus (Red-fronted tinkerbird)
Lineage: Eukaryota; Metazoa; Chordata; Aves; Piciformes; Lybiidae
Gene: CTSZ
Product: cathepsin Z
Exons: 6
Coding region: 85-993 (302 amino acids)
Cellular component (GO): lysosome
Molecular function (GO): cysteine-type endopeptidase activity
Source: RefSeq, a predicted model, not a curated record